CUCGAACGCUCCUCCCUCGCUUCCAGGCGAAACGUCCUGCUGUUGCUCUCGUCGCCGACCAGUGCUACUGUGCGCCUCGAUACCGCGAGAAAUCGCGCUGCGCGAAACCGCGAGCCGAAACUCCGAUGUGAGGACGUUCGAGAGUCAAGGAGAACCAAAAAGGAACGAGGAGGAAGUAGUGGAGAGUAACGGCUGGCCGCGGCAGCGGGAGGUGCAUGUGCGCGAUUUCACCGCGGGCGUAGAGAUACGGAUCGACUAGGGAAAUGGUCGUCGGUCCCGGGAUGCUGGGGCACGGCUUCUUCGCGGAUCUCGCCUAGGAGGCACCGAUCUCACCUUGGCUUUGGAGGAGCUUCCUCAGCAGACCCGACAACAGCAUGCCGACUGAUCUAGUAGUGACGUCGGCCUCGGCCCACACCGAGGAGAGCUCGCGGCUGUCAACGUCACGCUCAGCAUCGAGCAGCCGAGAACCCGACGGCCGUUCCAGCUCUUCGUCGCGCAGCAGCUACGAGGGCUCGAGCUCGACCUCCCUCGGCAGCUAUCACCACCCACACCACAGCCUCGUCACGGGUCUCGGACACCCCCAUCACCACCACCACCAUCACCACCACCACCGCGAGUCCUCGGCCUUCGUCCCGGUGGUGCCCUCGCGACUCCAUCUGGCGGCCUACCCGGGCGACAUCCACGCCCACCUCUCGGGACCGGGAGCCCCGGCCCCUCCGGCUGUGCCGCCAAGCUCGUCCACGGCCGCGGGCUCGAGCUCGGGCUCGUCCGGCCAAGAGCCACGGGAGGGUCCCAGCAGCGAGGGGGCCUCGGCCGUGCGCAAGGCUUCCUCGUCCAGCUACGAGAUCAUGGCCAUGAUGGCGGACAAGCGGAAGGAGCUGGCGGCAAGGGCGCUGCUGUUGCCACCGCCACCCGCGCUGUUGGAACCGCCCCCCGGCUACCCGGUCUUCCCGGGCCCGUACCCGGGCAGCUCGGCCCUGUAUCCGCCGGGUGGGCCGCUGGGCCACCAGCACCUGGACCGGAGGUUGCUCAGAGCGCCGGGACGCGCCUCUCGGCCCAAGAAGCAGUUUAUCUGCAAGUUUUGCAACCGGCAGUUCACCAAGAGCUACAACCUGCUCAUCCACGAGAGGACCCACACGGACGAGCGGCCCUACUCGUGCGACAUUUGCGGCAAGGCCUUCCGCCGGCAAGACCAUCUGAGGGACCAUCGGUACAUCCACAGCAAAGAGAAGCCGUUCAAGUGCGGUGAGUGCGGCAAGGGCUUCUGUCAGAGCCGGACCCUGGCCGUCCACAAGAUCCUCCACAUGGAGGAGUCGCCGCACAAGUGUCCCGUGUGCGCCCGCAGCUUCAACCAGCGCAGCAACCUCAAGACCCACCUACUCACCCACACCGACCACAAGCCGUACGAGUGCAACUCCUGCGGCAAGGUCUUCCGGCGCAACUGUGACCUGCGCCGGCACGCCCUGACCCACGCCGUGGGCGACGUGCCACCCGAGGCCCUCGAAGAAGCACUCCGUGACGACGACAGCCCCGAGGAGGACAGCUCCGAGCCCUUACCCCCGACCACGACCUCCACCCCAAGCACCUCCUCUGCCCCCUCGUCCAGCUCGGCUCCACCCCCGGCCCACCCGUCCUCCUCGACUGGCUACCCGACCAGACCGCACCUGCAGAUCCGGCGUGAUCUCCUACAGGCGAAGCCAAGCACAAUAACGAGCAGCGGCAACCUCGCCUCGGCCAAUCCACCCGGGGCUCUCCCACCUCCACCACCGUUGAUCCUCACGUCCUACAACCGCCGGAGGAUCGGCUCGCCGGGGCCCUCCCGGGUCCUGCUCGAGCUCCAGGAGCGCGAGCGGCUCAGGGAACGGGAGCGCGAGCGCCUCGAGGAGGAGAAGAGGAGGAGGGACGAGGAGAGCCAGGAGGGUGGGGACAAGGACAAACGGGCGAGGGCACCGACGCCACAGCCGGCGCCCAGACCCGCCCCGGCCAGGCAAGGCUUCACCAUAGCUGACAUCAUGCGCCGGUAGGCCGUGUCACUGUUGCACGGGUAGCUUUUUCACGUUCCGUGAUCCGGCUCUCUGAUGGGUUUCCCUUCGUUUUGCUGGGGGGGAAUGGGGAUUUCCUCUACUAUUGUGUCCUGCGUUACGUGUGAACCCGCGUGCAAUGGAUAUUACGUUUGUACAUUGUGCUCGAGAGAGCGAUUUAUUAUUAAUUUUCAUCUAAAUGAUUUUAUCGAUAUUCCCGGUUGCACUUAGUCACGAGUUGUGGAUGCUCGCCUUCAGUGCCAAGGAUGGUGACAACGUGUUGCCAACACUUUGUGCGGCAAAGUCUCCGAGUAGACUGAAUUCGAGCUUGUAAGCGAAAACUAAACAUUUUCGAAUAGGCAUUCGGACGCAUCGAACCAUCACAAUGCAAUGUUCGGUGGUUUUACUACUUCUUCAAGUAAUGGACACGAGGCUCUUUUGUGAAAAAUAUUAAAUUCAGAGGUCUUUGGUUAACAACUCAAUGAAAACUACAUCAUUAGCUUUCCGAGUGCGAUUUGUUACGAGUGACUAAUUUCCGAUAGGUCGACAUUUCGAAAAGUAAUAUUCAUACACGUUUUGACCUAUCGCAAAUUAGUCAUUGAUGACGAAUCGAACUUGGAAAAAAUUACUUUAUUCAUAUCAAUUUGUGUUAUAUUCACAAUUUGUACUUUUCAGUAAAAUAGACACUCGCACCGAAUUAUCGAGUUGUGAGAGACUCACCGUUACACCGUGAUUGUCCGAUGCGUCCUCGUGUGCAGCUUAGCGGGGCAUCAAUGUUUGAAGUACAGCCCCAUCGUCCGGUGCAAUCGUGUUAUUUCAAGUGAUAUCGCGAACGAAAUUACACGAGUGAGAGACAAUGAGCUUUGUAAAGGGCAGGUGUUACUCUACGAUGAUGGCGACUCAUCACGCAUGAGGGCGAACUAUCAGCUGUAGACAUAGGGAUGUUUACAUGUAGUUAUCCUGAAACGCUCCCUUGUCGACCUCAGUGCGUUAACUAAUAAGGUAUAUUUUCUAAGCGAACAAGCGUACAUUGGUAUUGAAGAGACUUGUCAUUCGCGACGGAGUGAAACGUAGCUCGUACUUUGUUAACUAGUACGGUGUAGCUGUGCGCAUCUUAAUCGUCCGAGGCCAUGCCAUGUUCCUUCAGAUUUUGGAGAUUUUAUUUAGUUUUUAUUUUGAUGAGUCAUCGGGAAACACACUGUUCUCAACCCAAAUACGCUCAAGCUCGCGCUAGCGGGCUCGUAAUCUUUCGGUCACGACAGUCAAAGCUUUAUUAUGUUUUAGUUUGGGGGAAGAAGUAUCAAAAUCCACAUUUGUUUUUUAAGAACCCACGUAUAAGCCACAUGAACUGCAAGCGAUACUACGAUCAUGGGACGAUAAAAAACUAAUCUUGCACAGAACAAAAGAAACCACAAGUCGUAUUGGUCACAUGUAAAUUUCACUUUAUUUUCCAACCAACACGUAUCAUAUACAGGUGCGGGUGGCUUUCCUGAAUCUGUGAACCAUUAGGUUUUCUUCUCACUCUAUUUUCCAUAAAAUGGUGCGUGUAUUGAACCAACUUGGAUCUAAUAGAUUUAAACUCUUACAGGGAAAAAGGUAUAUAGAGUGACCCAGUGGGUAACAGGUUCAUAUACGCUCAGGCCCCAGCCCCCCCCCCUCCCGAAAAAAGAUCUAAAUUACGGUUUCAUUACGAGACGCGGCCUAAGAGCCUUUUAAGUCUCACUCCAUCCCUGAACCCGUUUUGUGUACAUUCACGAGUAUUCGAGAAAAAAAAUCAAGCAGAGCCCCCGAACGAACGUAAAAUCUACAUCAAAGUUACAAAGCGCGACCAGUACAUGGUCCUUAGAGAGCCCGCCCAGGUGUGGGAAUGGGUCGGGAAAAAACGCGUUUUCGCGCCCUGAGCACACACGAGGAGCCAAACAAAGGGGGGCACGCGCGAAAACAGAGGCUACUCGGAGGAAAACGUCAAAAUUUUCUCGGCAAACACGCGUAGACCCUUGGUAUAUCGUGUUAUUCCGGAGCAAUCUUCCAUGUUUUUCUUUUUCGUCGGCAUUGGGUUCUGGAGCAAAGGGAAGGGCAAACACGCGCUCAAGGACUAGACAUCGAAGCACUGGUUUGCAUAGGACAACGCGAGGCGAGCUCUCUCUCUCUCUCUCUGUUUGUCGACGUCUUUAGUGCAGGUGCUUUUUGUGUUGGUAUACAUGCACGCGCGUGUGGUAUAGGACGAAGGGGGCCGUCUAAAGGUGGACGCGUUUGGUCGUAUUGUGUAUAUAUAGGGAGUCCCUGAGAAUAGUUGUUUUUGGUAACCAAGGGCUGGAUCUCGGUUCUCUGAUGUAGUCUUGGUCACGUUUUUUCUCUGUAAGUCAACAAAACUGCUUUUAAAAUUUUUUUUUUUUCUUUACUCGAGAAUUAAACAAUCGUUUGUUAUAAAAUUACAUCUGAGG
Molecule: messenger RNA, 4465 nt
Organism: Copidosoma floridanum
Lineage: Eukaryota; Metazoa; Arthropoda; Insecta; Hymenoptera; Encyrtidae
Biological process (GO): embryonic pattern specification; regulation of transcription by RNA polymerase II; embryo development
Cellular component (GO): nucleus
Molecular function (GO): DNA-binding transcription factor activity, RNA polymerase II-specific; RNA polymerase II transcription regulatory region sequence-specific DNA binding
Source: RefSeq, a predicted model, not a curated record